CGACUUCCGGAUAAAUCUUUUAUCCUCGGAAGAACGGCUCCUAAAGCCAUCCUUGCUCCGGCGGAUCUCGCUGGCCGGUCGUACAGGGCCUGCCUACCUAACUUCUGGGCCACGUUUCCAUCAAAGUAUCAACCUUCCUUCCCCGUGCCAUCUCUUGAACGAUACGGUAUCGCUUUCACGAUCCAACUGUCACCGGGUUUUAGGCUCCAAUCCCCAGCGCUUGGGAUUCGGGUGGAGAAGCUUUGGGCAUGGAGUCUAAGUCCACCGGGCGCUUCACCUUGGGGAGGCAGUCCUCCCUCGCGCCGGAACGCGACGGGGAGCCGGAGGUCCGCCGGCCGGGGGGCAUCGACGGGCUGGAUGUCCCGGAGGAGAUGGAAUCCGGCAUCCGCCUCAUGUACCUCGCCAACGAGGGUGACGUGGCCGGGAUCCGGGAACUCCUGGCGUCCGGAGUCGACGUGAACUUUAGGGACAUCGAUAGGCGGACGGCGCUCCACGUCGCCGCGUGUCAGGGGCUCCCCGAUGUUGUCCAAUUGCUGCUCGAGAGCGGCGCUGAGGUGGAUCCGGAAGAUCAGUGGGGCAGUACGCCGCUUGCAGAUGCAAUACACUACAACAAUCAUGAAGUAAUCAAGCUAUUGGAGAAGCAUGGUGCUAAGCUUCUGAUUGCUCCAAUGCAUGUUAAGAAUUCCCGUGAAGUUCCAGAAUAUGAGAUAGACCCCAGUGAACUUGAUUUCACAAACAGUGUUGAUAUAACUAAGGGAACAUUUCGUGUAGCAACAUGGCGUGGAAUUCAAGUCGCAGUUAAAAAGCUUGGUGAAGAUGUAAUUACUGAUGAGGAUAAAGUAAGGGCAUUUAGGGAUGAGCUUGCGUUGCUUCAGCAAAUACGGCAUCCAAAUGUAGUCCAGUUUCUGGGUGCUGUCACUCAAAGUAGUCCUAUGAUGAUAGUCACAGAAUAUUUGCACAAGGGUGAUCUUCGUGAUUUUUUGAAACGAAAGGGAGCUUUGAAGCCAGCAUUGGCAGUUCGAUUUGCACUCGAUAUUGCAAGAGGAAUGAAUUACUUGCAUGAGCAUAAACCAGAAGCCAUCAUUCAUCGUGAUCUUGAGCCUUCAAAUGUCUUGCGGGAUGAUUCUGGGCAUUUGAAAGUUGCGGACUUUGGUGUCAGCAAGUUGCUAAAAGUGGCAAAAACUGUUAGAGAGGACAGACCAUUGACAUGGCAAGACACUGCGUGGAGGUAUGUGGCUCCAGAGGUCUUUCGGAAUGAAGAAUACGAUAUGAAAGUGGAUGUCUUUUCAUUUUCUUUGAUUCUACAAGAGAUGAUUGAAGGGUGCUCUCCAUUUUCUUGUGUACCAGACAAUGAAGUUCCAAAGGCAUAUGCCUCUAAAGAAAGACCAUCUUUUAGAGCUUCACCCAAACUAUAUGCAUAUGGGCUAAAAGAGUUAAUCGAGCAAUCCUGGAGUGAGAACCCUGCUGACAGACCAACAUUCAGAGAGAUAAUCGAUCGCUUAACCAUUGUUCAGGCCCACAUUGCUCAUAAGAGGCGUUGGAAGGUGAGACCCUUGAAAUGUUUCCAGAACCUAGAGGCCGUGUUUAAGAAAGAUCGCUCUAACCCGAGCAGCCGCUCCUCUCGCUCAUCUCGUUCUUCUGAUUUCUUCUAGCAGGAGUGUUGUAUGGUCAAUGUGAAAGUUGAUAGUCCAUAUGCUUGCUUGAUCUAAGUGAUCCAAUAUAGGGCAGAGAAACAUACAAUCUUACCAUUUUAAUAACCAAUCAUGUGCCAUGAUGGUAUCUCUUGCUCAAGGUUUCGAGUGUUGAUUCCAAGUGGAUGGUUAUAUUUGAUUAAAGUGGCUCAGCUGGUCCUGUACCUUUAUAUUUGGUUUCCUUUAGUAUAAGAUGAGCGUCCAUUUUGUUACAAAAUGAACAAUGAACAGCCUGUGGCCCAUUACUUUGUGUACAGGAACCUCAUGAUGUUUUCUGGUUCUGAAAUGUGAAAAUAGUCAUGGUAGUGUCAGCCAAAAAUGGCUCCAUGGCUGGUCGUUUUUACUGGAUUUCAAUGGUGGAAUUGAUCAGAUUUGACUCUGUGCA
Molecule: messenger RNA, 2076 nt
Organism: Elaeis guineensis (African oil palm)
Lineage: Eukaryota; Viridiplantae; Streptophyta; Magnoliopsida; Arecales; Arecaceae
Product: serine/threonine-protein kinase 12
Biological process (GO): protein phosphorylation
Molecular function (GO): protein serine/threonine kinase activity; ATP binding; protein binding
Source: RefSeq, a predicted model, not a curated record